AUGGUUGACGUGAAGUACAACGGAAAUCAACGAAGCCUUCCACUUCACAUCUUGCGUGAGCCUGGUGUACCUCUCCUAGGACGUGACUGGGUGCGAGAACUGUGCCUGGACUGGACACAACUGAACGCAAUGUCACCCGACAUCAAGUCCACCACGGAACAAUUGUUCAAAAAACUGGACGAAAUAUUCGCAGCGCUUGCGGGUGGCAAGCAUUUUUCGAAGAUUGACCUCAACUGGGCAUAUCUUCAGGUCGAAGUCGAUGAACAGUCACCGGAGUACUUGACGCUGAACACUCAUAAGGGAUUAUACAAAGUGAAUCGCCUUGCGUUCGGUAUCACCUCGGCGCCCGCAAUGUUCCAAAAUAUAAUGGAAAACAUGCUGAAGGACCUUAGCGGUGUCAUUGUUUACUUAGAUGAUAUCCUGAUCAUGGGAAGGUCGCAAGAAGAGCACGUGCGGAAUCUGGAAGCAGUGCUGAAGCACCUCGCAGAACGAGGAGUAAAGAUAAAGAAAGAGAAAUGCGAAUUUUUCAAGAACCAAUUUCAGUACCUCGGACACGUAAUCAAUGCGGAAGGAAUUAAGCCAUCGCUGGAGAAAGUAGAGGCAAUUCUUCACGCACCGCCGCCGGCAGAUAAGCAACAGCUACGUUCGCUACUGGGAGCGAUGAACUUCUAUGGGAAGUUCUUGCCAGAUUUGUCCAGUGUUUUGUAUCCGCUACAUAGACUCUUACGACUUAAGGUGGCAUGGAAUUGGAACCAACAGUGCCAACAGGCCUUCAAAAAGGUGAAGGAACUCCUAUCAUCGCCCCCGCUCCUUGUCCACUAUGACAUGGACAUCCCGUUGCAGUUGGAGUGUGAUGCAUCAGCAUAUGGUGUAGGGGCAGUACUGUCGCACAUACAAGCAGAUGGCAGCGCUAAGCCGAUCGCUUACGCUUCAAAAACAUUAAGUGUCGCAGAAUCCAAUUAUAGUCACUUGGAAAGAGAAGCUCUGGGAGUGAUAUUUGGAGUUAAGAAGUUCCACAACUACCUGUAUGGACGGCAUUUCGUUCUUUUUACUGACCAUAAGCCACUCAAAACUAUAUUUGGUGUAAAAACUGGCAUCCCAAGUAUAGCCGCUGCACGCCUACAGAGAUGGGCAUUGACUCUUGCAGCGUACCAGUAUGAACUUCGCUACAGAAGCGGUUCCACUAAUGGUGUCGCGGACUAUUUCUCUCGCUUACCGCUCAAGCAGAAGCAUCCCGAAAGUGCGGACGACGGGGUCUGUGCGUUGUAUACCGUACGACUGCAAAGUUUCCCAGUGAGCAGCACAGAAAUUGCCAAGGAAACUGCUCGUGAUCCUAUUCUGAGUGUUGUGGGCAACUUUAUACGAAACGGAUGGCCUCCUUCAAAUUGCGAUGAAGCUUUAAAGCCCUACUUUCUGCAUAGGACGGCACUUACGGUACACCAAGGGUGCAUCUCGUGGGGCAUGAGAAUCCUGGUUCCAGCGGAGCUGCGUAGUAGAGUGCUUGAAGAGCUACACUCUGGACACCCAGGAAUCGUUCGGAUGAAGGAGAUCGCCAGAGGUUAUACCUGGUGGCCAGGUAUCGACUUCGACUUGGAGCGCAUGGUGAAAGAGUGUGACGACUGCCAGGACCAGCGUCCCUUACCUGCGAAAGCUCCGCUGCAUCCGUGGUCGUGGCCGUCGGAACCUUGGGAACGCGUCCACCUGGACUAUGCCGGACCGUUCCAGAACAAGAAUUUUUUCGUGGCAGUUGACGCCCAUUCUAAAUGGCCGGAGGUGUUUGUACUUGGAUCAACGAGUGCUGAAAUGACAGUUCAGUGUGUGCUUGAACUAUUUGCUCGUUGGGGAAUUGCGACAACAAUUGUAACGGACAAUGGGCCACAAUUUUGUUCAGAAUCUUUCCAGGUGUUCCUAAAGCAGAAUGGUGUCCGGUAUGUGACGUCAGCACCUUACCACCCGUCAACAAAUGGGUUGGCAGAACGGUUUCUGAGGACCUUGAAAGAGUGUCUAAGAAAGGAUCGUAGCCAGUCGCUGGAGGUGAGGCUAGCCAACCUACUUUUAUCUUAUAGGAACCCUCCUCAUGCUACAACUUCUCAAUCACCUGCAUCUUUAAUGCUUGGAAGGACGUUAAAAACGAGACUAGAUCUGAUUAGGCCUUCUCUCAAAUCUGUCGUAACUCAGAAGCAACAAACGCAAAUUUUAAAGCGAAACCAUCAAGAACGGGUGUUUCAGGUUGGUGAUUCGGUACGAGUAAGGAAUUACCGGAGUGGGACGAAAUGGGUUCAUGGCUUUAUUAUCAGUAGAACUGGGCCUGUGUCGUACAAAGUGAAAGUGAUCACACAGCAUGGGACUUUCGUGUGGAGAAGACACAUUGACCAGAUUGUCGCGGCUCAAGCUCGAACAGAAUCUUCGACAGAUCUACAUGAACAAGAAUCGUCGGAUCUCAUGCCUGCAAUCUCCACUGGCCCAUGUUCCGAGACACCGGUGACCGAGAAGCCGCCAACUCCAGUGCAAGCAAGAAGAUAUCCACUUCGUGAGCGUCGACCCCCUCAACGUUAUGAAUCCACAUGA
Messenger RNA from Ornithodoros turicata, 2568 nucleotides. RefSeq lists its product as uncharacterized. Gene Ontology annotation, molecular function: nucleic acid binding. Bases 1 to 2568 code for a protein of 855 amino acids. Gene Ontology annotation, biological process: DNA integration. The record is from RefSeq and is a predicted model, not a curated record. The transcript is spliced from 2 exons. Lineage: Eukaryota; Metazoa; Arthropoda; Arachnida; Ixodida; Argasidae.